Molecule: messenger RNA, 3185 nt
Organism: Helianthus annuus (common sunflower)
Lineage: Eukaryota; Viridiplantae; Streptophyta; Magnoliopsida; Asterales; Asteraceae
Product: WD repeat-containing protein 44
Exons: 7
Coding region: 558-2657 (699 amino acids)
Molecular function (GO): protein binding
Source: RefSeq, a predicted model, not a curated record
AUCUUAAAUUCAUGAUGGGUUUUGUUCAAUUCGGCAUAAAGUUUGUUAAUUUAUUAUAUACAUGUUCAAGAAUUACUAUCUUUGGUUGAUUGUAUCAAGAAUUAUGAUGGGUUUUGCUCAAUUUUGCAUAAAGUUUGUUCAUUUAUUAUAUACAUGUUCAGGAAUUACUAUCUUUGGUUGAUUGUAUCAAGAAAAAUCUAAUUUUUAUAUGCUUUAUUUCUUUGUUUGUUUGUUAAGUAAUCUAUGUUUGUAAAUUGGGUGUUAGGAUUUUUGGGAGAAUAAUAUUGUGUUUUUGAUACUUUUGGCGCUCUCGCCCCUGACGCGGUGCGGUUCCUCAAGCGGGUUCAGCAGGUGGUAAGCAGUAACACCGCAUGUUAAGGGGCAGAAUUUUGUGUUUAGCAGGGUAGGGUAGGGUUUGCUAUUCAGAAGGGGGUAGCGGCGCAACUUGUUGCUCGUCUACCUGCCAUUAGUCUGUAAUCGUCUCUGUUUUUAUAAUAUUAAUAAGCUUAUUAUUUUGGGGGUUAUGUUUUGACAAGGUGAGGUUUUGAGAAUUGAAGAUGGGUAGUUAUAGUGAGGAUGAAGAAGAUGAGUUUUUUGACGCCCGUGAGGUGUUCGAUUAUAUGUCUGACUCGGGUUCGGAUUGGUUACCGGAGGACUGUUCGACUUCGGGCUUUGGGUAUGAUUAUUGGGUUGGGAAUUUGGACGGUGUCGAUGCUCGUCGUGAUAAGUUGUUGAGGUUAAUGGGCUUGAGUUCUAGAUGGCGUGUAAAUAGAGACAACGAAGAGGGGUAUGAUCCGUAUGAAGACGGGUUCAUUGAUGAAAUAAGAGACAGCGGUGAAGUUGUUUCGCGUGAAAAUUUGAACACUCAAGAUGAGGUUUUGUGUAGGCAGCCGUCUUUAACUGAUUGGUCGAGUAAAACGAUGGAGUUGGUGACUUCUAGUGUAAAUUGGGAUGAAUCGGGUGAGGACGUAUUGGUGAAAACGUCAUUUGAUUUCGGUGCAGAGAGUAAACCGGAUUCCGGUACGUCUUCUCAGCAGUCGUCAAGAAGAGAAGGUGACGCCAUGAGUUUGUUAGAUAGACGUAAGAAAGUGAAAAAGGGUUGGCUUCAAAAGCUAAGUGUCAUGGCUCGAAUCACAAAUGAACAUGACGAGUCGGUUUCUUUGAAGCCAAAUUCAAAAGACGAUGCGGGUGCGGGUACUCGCUCUGUUCAUGUGCACGCACACAAAAAGAAAUCAAAAGAAUUAUCGUCACUUUACGCCACACAAGAGUUUCCUGCUCAUAACGGUCCAAUCUCGAUUAUAAAGUUCAGUCAUGACGGCAGAUACUUGGCAAGUGCUGGUGAAGAUGCUAUCGUACGCGUUUGGAUGAUUUUUGAAGAUCAAGAUCCAAGAAUAUAUAAGAUUCAAGAAACCGAUCGUUCGUCGUUGUAUUUCUCAACUAAUCAUCUCUCCGAAUUAGCCCCUCUUAAAGCAGACAAAGAAAAAACACGUAAAUUCGGAGGCUUCAGGAAAUCAUCGGAACUAGCUUGUGUUAUUUUACCACCUAACGUCUUCAGAAUCUCAGAGAAACCUGUGCAUGAGUUCUAUGGGCAUGGUGGCGAGAUCUUAUCACUUUCAUGGUCUAAAAACGGGCAUCUUCUAUCAUCUUCUGUGGAUAAAACCGUUCGUUUGUGGAAACUUGGACAUAACGAAUGCCUCAAAGUCUUUACUCACAACAACUACGUGACAUGUGUCGACUUCAAUCCCGUGGAUGAAAACUAUUUCAUCAGUGGUUCCAUUGAUGGCAAAGUACGCGUAUGGGAUGUGCAUAGUUGUAAAGUUAUUGAUUGGCUUGAUCUUGGUGAUAUUAUAACUGCGGUGUGUUAUAAUCCAGAUGGCAAGGGAAGCAUUGUGGGAACGUUAGAUGGAAAAUGCAGCUUCUAUGAUAUUACUGAUGAACGGCUGCAAUUGCAUACUCAAAUUUUGUCGAUGAGUAAAAAGAAGUGGCCAAAGAGAAUAACUGGAUUUCAGUUUUGCCCGAUUGACUCCAGGAAAGUCCUUGUUUCGACAGCCGAUUCACAAGUGAGAAUCCUUUGUGGGAUCAACAUCGUAGGCAAAUUUAAGGGUAGUAGAAGUUCCGGAAGCCAAUUGUCGGCAUGCUUCACAUCCGACGGAAAACACAUAAUCUCAGCCGCAGAGGAUUCAAACAUAUACAUCUGGAACCACAUCAAUCCCAACAAACCCGUCACAAAACCCAAAAGCCACUCAUCGUACGAAAACUUCACCUCACAAAACACAACAAUGGCCAUACCAUGGUGCGGUCUCAAAACCAUAGCAGCCGCACUUCCGUCUCCACGACUUACGUUAACCACCAACAACAACGUUGUGGUUCCACGAAGCACGAUAGAUUCACCUAGACUGGUGUCACCAACAACCACCCGUGGGUUUUUCUUGGAGUCGUUAUUGAAAGGACCGCCAACAUGGCCAGCUGAAACACUACCCGAUUCAACUCAAGUUAGUGUGUCACCUUCGAUGCGUAAAUCGGAGUACAAGUUCUUGAAAACCGCGUAUCAAAGCACUUUUGUUGCGCCGCAUGUUUGGGGUCUGGUGAUUGUAGCUGCGGGUUGGGAUGGGCGGAUUAGAACGUAUCUGAAUUACGGGCUACCCAUUCGGAUGUGAAAGCUUACAUGGUCUUUUUUUAGUACAUAGAUUAUGUUAUAAGUUAUUUGAUUACAAGACUACAGUUAUACUUGGUAUAUGGGUCAAGUUAUUCUACAAAGUCUUCUAAUUGUAAGAAGUGUAAGAAGGAUUUAUAGAGUGGCAAGUGUAAAUUUUUUUUUUUUUUUUAGGGUGGGUGAUGUGGGGGGGGGGGGGGGUUGGUUUUUGGUGGUGGUGGAUGUUUAAGGGUUUUUUUUUUUUUUUUUUUUUAGUGGGUUUUUUUGUGUAGUGGGUUUUUUUAGGUUAUUGGACACUUGUCACUCUAUAAAUCCUUCUUACACUUCUUACAAUUAAGAUCCUUUGUAUUUGAUCCUAAUCCCUUGGUAUAUAUAUUAAAAAACCGAGCGUUUUGGUUUCUGAGAAAAGAAACAGACGGGGGUUGGUUGUCUUUUGCUUUGGGUAUGUAUAGUUAUACCCAUUGUUGAACAGAACAGAGCAUGUUAAACACCAUCUUUAAGCUCAAAAAAUAAACACAAUGAUUUUUUUUUA